AUGGCAACGCUUCCACGACCAACAAAGUCUCCUGCAGCUAGUGUUAUUCGCCCUCAUUCCGAAUUUGACGCCGGGAUCAACGCUUCCAAUGCUUGGACGCAAUACCACUUAUCAGGCGAUUUAUCUGACGAAGAACUCAACCUAGAGAAUGCUGGUAAUGAUCAUCCCGAUCGUCGGCCAGCGAGAGCCUUGUACGAUUUUGAAGGAAAGCCAGAGUUCCGAGAAUUGAGUGUUCAUGCCGGAGAUGAGCUGGAAGUAGUCAGAGAAGAGCUUGCGGAUGGAUGGAGUUUGGUUUGCGAUGUCGAUGGCGAAAUUGGAUUAUUGCCCAGAUCUUACUUUAUUUUUACUUCGGAAUUCAGCUCUGCUUUCGAAGCCGAUGUUACCUCUCCCAUUCAAACUUCUUCUCAAAGCAAAUUCAGACGGAAACGAGAAGCAUCUUCGGGAUCAAUCACUCCCAGAAAUUCAAUGCUCAAUGAUAAAAAUGCACCUUCAGCAGGAGUACCUAUCGUGCCUCAGAAUACCGGAGAAUGGAAUCAAUGGAUGUUUCCCAGUUUCCGACAAAGCCUUCUCGGAGGCAAGAGCCUCAAUAGAUUCUCUAGUUUUGUUACCAGUGGAGCUGAAGAAUGGGUUUUAAAUGGCAAAGUUGCUGAUACGACGAGUACCGUUUCUACCCAUGAGAAGUUGAGCAGUAUUGCUUCUCAAGACGAUGACGAAGAAGAUAUUGAUCUGCAAAAAGCUCCUCGUCUCCAAGAAACAGAUCGCCAUUUCAUCGACUCUGGACACGCUUGGAAAUCCAAAGUACCACUAUUCAAAGUACUCGUUCAUUCUCCUUCUAAACGGACAUCAAUUCUCUCUGGAGCUUACACAAUAUACAAUGUUACUUCCAUGUUUGAAGCACCCUGCGACUCAGAGUCCGAAUCCGAACAUGUACUAUCUGAACCUCCGUUACCCCAAUCACCAACGCGAAUAACCGUUCAGCGACGUUUCUCCCAGUUUGUUAUCCUUCAUACUGCGUUGACACGGAGGCUUCCUGGCAUCUCACUACCUCCAUUACCAGAGAAACAAUACUCAGGAAGGUUCAGUGAUGAUUUUGUUGAGGCGAGAAGAGGAGAUCUAGAACGAUAUAUAAGAAAAGUUGUCAGGCAUCCAGUUGCUCGGUAUGCGGAAGUCGUGACGUGGUUCCUUAGCUGUGAAAGCGACUCUGAAUGGAAACGUCUCGCGCCAUAUCAUAUCUCCAAAACACCCGCUGGACCGUCGUUCUACGCCCAAGUCUUUCAUCCCGCAUUCAACUUAGACCUCGAGGAUGCAGAGGAGGCCGGAGAGCGUUUUGCCACACACACCCGCGCUGUUGGAAAGGGUGUCCAGGGUUUGAGGAGUAUCUUCGGGCGUGUGAGAGAAGCUAGACUUGAAAUGUCUAAAGCCGAACGCCUUCUAUCUUACUCACUCAUAUCCUUAAUAACUUGCAAGCCCCUUGCAGCCACAUCUCAAUCACCUCAUAUAUCCGGAAUAGCAGAAGAAGAUGAGGACGAAGAUAGCGACUCAAGAAAAGGUCUGAUAAACGAAGAUGGGGCCUGGUGUUGGCGCGAAGGAUGUCGUGAAUGUCUUUCACUUAGUAAAUCGAUACAACGCACGGCGGAGACACUACAGAAUGUGGCAGAUCUGUAUGAUGAUCAUGCACGCCGCACCCAACUCGCAACACACGAAUCUUUUAAGAGUGUCGCUCACCCAGCACCGAUGUACGAAGGUGUUGUGAGUACACAUCGGUCGACGCUAAAGAGAUAUAGAGAGGCAGGGCAUGAGGAUCAUACGAAAUCGAACGAUGACUUGGCCUCCCGCUAUGAACGGUGCGAAACGGUGCUUAACACCACCAUGGCGGAGAUGGAGACAUAUCAUUCGCAAAAAGUGGAGGAUUUCGAGACUCUGGCGAAGGACCAUUUAGAUGGAGAGAUCGCCCUCUAUGAACAGAUUCUUACCCGACUCAAAACUGCUCGUUCAUCUUUCGAUAAAUCAACAGCGUCUUCCAUUCAUCUAUCUACCUCAUCUUCAUUGGCAUCGCCUAUACCAUCCUUCUCCUCGUCUUCCUCGUCUUCUUCCUACUCGUUAAUCACACCCUCUUACAAAAUCACACAUGCGUCACAUAUACCUCCUACCUCUCAGAAUCGCAUCCAUCGAUCUCCCUCACCACGCAAACCCUCAAUCUACGAACGCGAACUAGAUGCGCCCCGGCUGAUACCUGCGCCGCUUCCUCAACCGUGUCCGCACGUUUUCGACUCGACGCCUAUGCGCCCUGUCAGUGUCGCUAUAGGAGGUGCGGUGGGAGGUUUGCUGGGUGGUACUAGGGGUGAAGGAAGGGGAAGUGUUUUCGGGGGUUUGUUCUGGUGA
Lentinula edodes (shiitake mushroom) is the source of this 2382-nucleotide messenger RNA. RefSeq lists its product as uncharacterized. Gene Ontology annotation, cellular component: cytoplasmic vesicle; plasma membrane. Gene Ontology annotation, molecular function: phosphatidylinositol binding; protein binding. Gene Ontology annotation, biological process: plasma membrane tubulation; endocytosis; endosomal transport. Bases 1 to 2382 code for a protein of 793 amino acids. The transcript has 8 exons. NCBI's taxonomy places the organism in Eukaryota, Fungi, Basidiomycota, Agaricomycetes, Agaricales, Omphalotaceae. The record is from RefSeq and is a predicted model, not a curated record.